Messenger RNA from Quercus lobata, 2392 nucleotides. It is a transcript of the gene LRP1, whose product is annotated as Lateral root primordium (LRP) protein-like protein. Gene Ontology annotation, molecular function: DNA binding; DNA-binding transcription factor activity. Gene Ontology annotation, cellular component: nucleus. The coding region runs from base 1031 to 2218 and encodes 395 amino acids. The transcript has 2 exons. NCBI's taxonomy places the organism in Eukaryota, Viridiplantae, Streptophyta, Magnoliopsida, Fagales, Fagaceae. The record is from RefSeq and is a predicted model, not a curated record. Gene Ontology annotation, biological process: positive regulation of DNA-templated transcription.
AGGAACCCACCUCAAGUUUUCGCUUUCCAGGAAACCAUAUAGUGAGAGAGAAACACAAAGAGUGAAGAGAGAGUGUGAGAGUGAGAGGUAGAGAGGAACCCACCUCUCAGUUUUCGCUUUCUAGGGAAACCAUAUAGAGUUUGAGAGAGAAAAAGCUCAGAGAAGAAGGGAAGGAGAAGAUGAUGACGAUGAUGAUGAGAGAGAAAGGUCGGCAACAACAAUAACAGAAGCAAGCAGAGAGAAAAAAAAAAAAAAAUACAAAAAACACACUCACUCACUCAACUCACUCAGAAAGGUCGUUAUUGCAUUUUUAUUAUAUCUCUCUGAUCUCUCUUUACUCACUCACUCAUUCACUGCUCUCUUCUGCUAAUCUCUGGUCCCCCACCCUCCCCACCCUUCCUCACAAAACUCACUCUUUACUCAUAUCUCCUUCUCAAAACCCCAACUUUUUUUUUUCCCUCACAAAAGCCAAAGUUACAGUAUUUACUAGUCUCAGAGCCGUAGCCAGAAGCAGCAGAAACAGAAAAACAGCAACAGCAGAACUUAGCAGUGUUCUCUCUCUUUCUCUCUCUCUUUUAAGUCUCUUCUUUCUUCACAAAUUUAACAAUAGAAAGUCACUCAACAAACAAACAAGAUCUAACUCCCUCACUCUCAAAAAAUUUACCCUUUUUAUUUAGUUUUUCUGUCCCCUCCACUCUCUUUUAAACUCUCUGAGAGAAUUGCAGAGAAAGAGAUAGACCCCACUUUUUUACAUAUAUAACACCUACAUAGAUACACUUCUAGAUUGAGCUCAAAACCACAACGCUGCUCUCUUCCUCUAUAUAUCUAAUAAUAAUAAGAGUUUUAUAAAAACUUGGUAACAACGGCAUCAACAGUUGUGGCUACUACAAGGAGGUUACCUUCAGAUUCUGGAGCCUUUGCAGACUGGGUGGCUUCAUCGUCAUCAUCACGCGCCGCCGCACCGGAUGAACUCUCCCUUGGCUUCAACGCUGGUCCCACCGCACCUGGACCCUCCAGCACCACCGGACCCAUGUGGUCUUCUGGCUCCAACACCACUAGGCCUCUCAACUAUGGCCUUGGCACUCCAACCCAAACUGAUAUGCCUAUGGUUGGUCUGCGUGAUGUCUUUGUUGUGGCCACUCCAGCCUCUUCUUUUCACCACAAUCUUAAUCAUCACCAUCAUCACCACCACCACCAUGACCAAAGCAACAUGCUCUCUGAUCCUCACUCUCAAUUCAACUCUUCAAACCCCGCUACUGCACUUGGUGUUGGUGUUGGCGUUGGCGUUAUUCCUUUACUCACUGCCACUCCUUGUGCUUCUCAAAAUCUAGCUCUUGAUGAUGAUACAAGUAAUAUGUUUAGUAAUAGGAAUAGGAGUGGUGGUGGUAUUGGUGGUGGUGGAAUUCAGUUUUGGCAAAAUCAGCAGCAGCAACAACAACAACAUGCGCAUUAUUUUAAGAAGACAGGGAUGCUUGAACAUGGUGGAGGUGGGAAUUUAAUGCAAAGUGGUGGUGGGAUUGGAGCGUCGAAUACAACAUCUUCUUCUACAACUACGUGUCAAGACUGUGGGAACCAGGCUAAGAAAGAUUGUACUCAUAGAAGGUGCAGGACUUGUUGUAAAAGUCGCGGUUUUGAUUGUGCUACACACGUGAAAAGCACGUGGGUACCAGCGGCUCGGAGAAGGGAACGCCAACUCAUGGCUGGGGCUACUGGUGUAGCCGCUGGCUCAUCUGGGUCUACCUCUGGUGCUAAGAAACCUAGACUUAUUGCCUCGCAAACCACAACAACUUCUCAUACUUCAACUUCUAAUACCACUCCACCACGAAGCUUUGAUACCAGUUCUAGUCACCAAGAUGUGAGUUUUAAGGAGGCAUUGCCUGGACAAGUACGUGCACAAGCGGUAUUCAAGUGUGUGCGAGUGACAGCAGUGGAAGAUGGAGAGGAUGAGUUUGCGUAUCAAGCAACUGUGAAGAUUGGUGGCCAUGUUUUCAAAGGGUUUCUAUAUGAUCAAGGGGUUGAGAAUAAUAGUAAUAGAGAAGGGUAUCCUAAUAUUUCUGAAUUGCAUUUAGGUGGUGGUGGUGGUAAUAGUAAUGGUGGUAAUGGAGGUAGAAACGGGGCUUCCUCAUCAUCCCCAAUGCUCGAUCCCACCGAUGUUUAUGCAGCCUCAGGCGGAGGAGGAUUGCUUGGAGGAUCAAGCUAUGGUAAUCCAAUAAAUUGAAAUACACUCCGGGUAUAUGAUAGUUUAUCAAUAUAGACUCGGAAGGAAUGGCAUUGUAGGCUAAUUCUUCUUUUGUUUACUAAUAUUAUUGAUAGGAGUUUGUUAAAUUGUUCUCUAGUCUUUGUAUCUUAUUAACAUAUGUCAUGCUCUCAAACUUUCUUGGGGUUUUGAUUU